CGACGCGCCCCUCGACCUGCCGCCCUCCCCCACCGCGGUCCUCCGUCGCCUCCUCGAACCCGCCUCACCUCGGCUCCAGCACCCGCACCGAUGGCAGCAGCUCAGUACGAGAUCGCCGCCGACAUAUCGGAGGACGAGGACCUCGUCGCCACCUCGUCCCAGGGCCUCCUCCCGACCCACAACGCUCCCGCCCAGGACAAGGGCAAGGGCCGCGCGACCAGCCCGGCACUCGAGGGCAGGAUUGGCGGCUCGGCAGGGGGCCAGACUGGCGGUUCGAGCGCUCGCGGCCAGCGCCACACGACGUUCGGCGGGAUCCAGACCGAGACGAGGUCUACCGGCACCGACACGCUCGAUGAGCCCGUCUCGGAAACCAUCAUGCGCGAUCUGCGAACAAUCGGCAACAAGAUUGUCCAGGUCCUGCACCCGACCUCGGGCAACGCCGUACUGCAGGACUGGGACCUGUGGGGCCCGCUCAUCUUCUGCUUGACCCUCGCCAUCCUCCUGUCGACCAACGCCCCGACCGACCAGUCGCUCCCGAUCUUCACCGGCGUCUUUGUCAUCGUCUGGGCCGGCUCGGUUGUCGUCACCCUCAACGCCAAACUCCUCGGCGGCAAAGUCUCGUUCUUCCAGUCGCUGUGCGUCCUCGGGUACUGCAUCUUCCCGCUCGACCUGGCCGCCCUCGUCGCCGUCUUUGUCAAGAUGCUCUGGAUCCGCCUCCCGAUCUGCGCCGCGACUUUCGCCUGGAGCGUGUGGGCCGCCGUCAACUUCCUCGGCGGGACCCGCCUCGAGCAAGACCGCGCCGUCCUCGCCGUCUUCCCGCUCUUCAUGCUCUUCUUCCUCCUCGCGUGGAUGACGAUGCUC
Molecule: messenger RNA, 861 nt
Organism: Rhodotorula graminis WP1
Lineage: Eukaryota; Fungi; Basidiomycota; Microbotryomycetes; Sporidiobolales; Sporidiobolaceae
Exons: 7
Biological process (GO): endoplasmic reticulum to Golgi vesicle-mediated transport
Cellular component (GO): trans-Golgi network; membrane
Source: RefSeq, a predicted model, not a curated record